This is a messenger RNA of Gongylonema pulchrum, 464 nucleotides long. The record is from the annotation of a GenBank genome assembly. NCBI's taxonomy places the organism in Eukaryota, Metazoa, Nematoda, Chromadorea, Rhabditida, Gongylonematidae.
UUGGUCAAAAAUAUCAGAGAGGUUAGUUUGCAACAGCUGAUUGAAUAUGAUUCCAAAUUCGCUGGUGCCAACAGAGAAUCGUUCGUCCGAUCUUGGGUUUAUGAACGGCCGGAUGCGGUAUCCAAGGUGGUCGUGAAUUCGAGCAAUGAAAUUGUCGGCUAUGGGACAGGGCGCUUAUUUUCAAUAUGGGAUAGUGCAGGAUUUUCUCCAGUGUACGGCGACAGCGUACUCGUCUUUCUGGCUUUAUUUGGCGCCUUAGCCGAGCAUUUCAAAGAACAAAUCCAGCGAAAAAAUGUAGUAGACUUACGUGUACCAAGUAUCCACUUAAAGGCAGUUCGGUCUGUCUUGCAAGGAAUAGCCGAUGUCAAAGAAGUUCGUUCUUCUUGUAUUUCGCCGAUUGCACUAGAACAGCCUGAUCCUAUCCUGACAUCUUGUUGCCAUCCUGAACUGAUGAUUCCUUAGAU